CCGUAUCACUCUAUAUCAAUACAUUCUAUAUUGGACAGAAUUACCAGCAGACCUGAAUGGCUGAGCCGGCCGACCUUAAUUCGAUUUUAUAGUAUAAAUUACCACCACCGUACUGUUCUGAAGUCACACUGAGUGAUACUGUCGAGUACUUUGUGACGCAUUGGCCCUGGAAGAUUGAGUGCGGAUAUUAUUGAUAAAGCAGUCGAUCACGCAAGAUGGGCGGGGUAACAGAUCAUCUCCCCGCACCGUUCGCAGAUGAAGAGAUCUUCUCUCUUCUAGAUUCCAUCUCUCUUCCCCAACCGAUCUCGAUCGAGCCGUUAAAAGUUACAGCAGCUUUCCAUACGAUUUACAUCCUUACUUAUGCCCCAGAAGCCAUUUCGCAGGUGUACCGUGGAACCUCCAUAAAGUCUACAACAGAGCCUUUCGAUCUCGUCCUCCGUAUCGCUGGCGACCAUAUUCCACACAUCAAGACCGAGAAUGAAGCCGCGGUACUCAAAUGGUUACGACAAAAUACGGGCAUCCCAGUCCCAGACGUGAUUGCAUACGAUGUCUCGACGCAAAACUCACUACAUCGCGAAUUCAUUAUCCUGAACCGAUGUCCGGGCGUGCCCAUCUCCGAUAUCUACGAUUCGCUCACGCCUGGACAAUUAGAGUCUAUUUUGAAGCAACUCAUGGAGAUAUUGAAGGAGCUUCAUUCUCAUCCCUUUGACUCCAUCGGAGGACUCACUCAUGCUCCUAGUGACCCAGAGACAAUCAGACCCGGCCCUAUCCUCGACGAGUGGUUCUGGUUUGAGCCAGACAUCAAGACUCACUUCCCGCCCAGCGAAACGUAUACCACAAUAAACAUAUCGGGCCCCUUCCCAUCGUAUACGUUUUACAUUGCUACACUGGUCGAGAAAUACGUACGUAUCGCUCGUAUGCACCCGUCUCUCGACUUUCUGAGACCACUUCUUCCACGCCUCUCUGCCUUCAUCUCAAGACUACCUGCACAUGCAGCGACCCUGGAUAAUGUCCCCAUCCGCCUAGCACACAAAGACCUCCACUUCGCCAAUAUCCUCUACCAUCCUACCACAGAACGCAUCACUGCCAUUCUGGAUUGGGAGUUCUCCGGGACGGUUCCGUUUCCGCUCUGGGAUCCGCCGCGGGCGUUCCUCUGGAAUUGUCGAGACGGAGAGGAAUCUUAUAAUGAGAAGAACAGGCUGAGAGAGCGGUUCGCACAGAUGUGUCGCGAAGAGGGAGGGGAGUAUCUGGUAAAGGAUGCUGAGUUCACGAGCGAAAGUCAAGAGAAGGCGUACAAGGUGGCGAAUUUGAUGAGAUGGUUUACUUCAUUUGUCCCGAAGGGGCGAUUUGUGGAUCGAGUAGACGGGUGGAUGGUAGAGUUGGCAAAGGAGUUGGAGGCCUUUGGUGUCUAGGCAGACAUCUGUCCUGAAUCAUGAUCAAGCAAAUGCAUGUAUAGUUGUAACGGACUUACCACACGGUACAGGCCAGAGUAAUCAGGCAAAGAUGUACUGUAAGAAACAAAACCCGUC
Paecilomyces variotii is the source of this 1529-nucleotide messenger RNA. RefSeq names its product kinase-like domain-containing protein. The transcript has a single exon. The record is from RefSeq and is a predicted model, not a curated record. The coding region runs from base 216 to 1412 and encodes 398 amino acids. Lineage: Eukaryota; Fungi; Ascomycota; Eurotiomycetes; Eurotiales; Thermoascaceae.